This is a messenger RNA of Aspergillus udagawae, 1644 nucleotides long. RefSeq names its product acyl--CoA ligase. The transcript has 5 exons. Gene Ontology annotation, biological process: secondary metabolic process. The coding region runs from base 1 to 1644 and encodes 547 amino acids. NCBI's taxonomy places the organism in Eukaryota, Fungi, Ascomycota, Eurotiomycetes, Eurotiales, Aspergillaceae. The record is from RefSeq and is a predicted model, not a curated record. Gene Ontology annotation, molecular function: CoA-ligase activity.
AUGAUCUUCGAGCCGGCAGAGCGCGUUCUCCUCCCUUCUGUGGAUGUCCUCUCCUACGUCUUCGACAAUACAUAUGAUGCCAACCGACCGGUCUACAUUGACGUUCAUAAUCCCUCGCGAUCUAUCGGCUGCGCUCAGGCUCGGAAUAUCGUCCGACAGUUGAUUGCCGGCCUACGCGCCUGGGGAGUCAAACCAGGCGAUUGCGUCGCCAUCCACUCUUUCAAUGAUAUCUACUAUUCUAUGCUUGUUCUGGCCAUCAUUGGUGCAGGUAGUAUCUACACCGGUACCAAUCCAUCCUACACGACGAUGGAGCUGGCGCAUCAUUUCAAGGCCGCCGACACAAAGUUUGUAAUCUCCGAGCCGGAGAUUCUGGCACCUGUUCUUGCUGCCGUUGAGGAGAGAGGUAUUCCUGAAGCGAACGUGCUCAUCUUCGAUGUCCUGGGACAGGAGGUCCCGGCUGGUCGACGAUCAUGGAAGGAUCUUUUCAACCACGGCGAACACGAUUGGGUGGCCUUUGAUGACCUGCAACGAGCCAAGGAGACCACAGCCGCAAGGCUAUUGAGCAGUGGGACGACGGGCCUGCCCAAAGCCGUGACCAUCACGCAUCACAAUCUCAUCGCAGAGCACGAGUUGUGUUUCGAGGUGCAUCCACGAUCAUACCAGGUCUCCCGCAUCGUCGCAAUGCCCAUCUUCCACGUCGCAGCCGCUGUAGGGGCACACUUCGGGGCCCUCAAAUCUGGCUACACGAUCUACAUGAUGCGCCGCUUCGACCUCGAGACAUUCCUUGUGGCCAACGAAAAAUACCAAGCAACCGACCUAGCCAUCGUCCCGCCCAUGGCGAUCGCCAUUCUGCAGUCUCCAUUCUCGCGGACCAGGCCAUUCCUACACUCCAUCAAGAGCGUCAACUGCGGUGCCGCCCCGCUCGACAAAGACGUGCAGGGGCGGUUCCGCACCCUCCUCCAAGAGGGCACGCCAUUUACGCAGGUCUGGGGAAUGACAGAAACCUGCGCUAUCGCGACGAUGUUCACGUACCCGGAGGACGACGACACAGGGUCCGUGGGCCGGCUGAUCCCGAAUGUUGAAGCCAAACUAAUCGACGAGAACGGAAAUAACAUCUCCGCGUUUGACGUCCGCGGCGAGCUAUGCGUGCGCGGACCCAUCGUCACACCGGGUUACUACCGCAACGACUCCGCCAACGCCGAGGCCUUCGAUAACGAGGGCUGGCACAAAACGGGCGAUAUCGCGUACUGCGACGGGCGCACGCGCAAGUGGUACAUCGUCGACCGGAGGAAAGAGCUUAUCAAGGUCCGUGGUUUCCAGGUUGCGCCGGCGGAGCUGGAAGCUGUGCUUCUGGGUCAUCCGCACAUUGUUGAUGCGGCGGUGAUUGGGCUGGUGUUACCUGGGGCGGAUACGGAGUAUCCCCGUGCGUAUGUGAUUAGACGGCCUGGCAAGGAAGGCAAAAAUCUCACGGAGGAGGAUGUGAGAAAGUAUCUUGGUGAGAGGCUGGCCAGGUACAAGGCGCUGACCGGGGGUGUCAAGUUUGUGGAUGCCAUUGAGAAGUCUCCUAGUGGGAAGAUCCUGAAGCGGGUGUUGAGGGAGGAUAGUAAGAGGGAUGUUGAGACCGGAUUGAGGCCGAAGCUGUGA